Hemicordylus capensis (graceful crag lizard) is the source of this 2478-nucleotide messenger RNA. RefSeq names its product tyrosine-protein phosphatase non-receptor type 11-like. The transcript has 16 exons. Lineage: Eukaryota; Metazoa; Chordata; Lepidosauria; Squamata; Cordylidae. The coding region runs from base 342 to 2117 and encodes 591 amino acids. Gene Ontology annotation, biological process: protein dephosphorylation. Gene Ontology annotation, molecular function: protein tyrosine phosphatase activity. The record is from RefSeq and is a predicted model, not a curated record.
ACCAACUCAGUUUGGUCGCCACCGGUGGGAAGUCUCCCCUGCACGACCAACCACCCUUGAACCUCUGGUGUCCAACCAGGAAAUUUCUGAGAAGUGACCGUCCAGUCUAGAACCGUCCAGAGUUAUUACUAGAUCAGCUUGUCCGGAACUGGCCGUCCAAAUGGCGCUCGUGUUGAGUUGCCUUGAUUCCGCGGGCCCAAUAUCCCGUGGAUAGAGAACCCCAAAUUUGGCAUGCCCUCUGUGCUGUUUAGGAUCUUGUCCGCCUUCCCGUCUGCCCCAGAGAAAGUACAGGGACCUUGAAUCCACUUCUGCCGACCAUCUUUGUCUUGCUUUUAAAAAGGAUGAGGUGGUUUCACCCGAACAUCAACGGGAUCGAGGCAGAGAAGCUGCUAUUGACCAGAGGGGUCCAUGGAAGUUUUCUGGCCCGUCCGAGCAAAAGCAACCCGGGCGAUUUCACGUUAUCUGUCAGGAGGAACGAUGAGGUCACGCACAUCAAAAUCCAGAAUACUGGGGACUAUUAUGACCUGUACGGAGGGGAGAAGUUUGCCACGCUGGCCGAACUGGUCCAGUACUACACGGAGCAGCAGGGCCUGUUACGGGAGAAGAACAGCAACAUCAUUGAGCUAAAAUACCCUCUGAAUUGCCAGGAUCCCACCUCGGAGAGAUGGUACCAUGGCCACCUGAGUGGCAAAGAGGCGGAGAAACUUCUGACGGAGAAAGGCAAGCCGGGGAGUUUUUUGGUGCGUGAGAGUCAAAGUAAACCCGGAGACUUUGUCUUGUCGGUGCUGACCAAUGAGGACAAGGCGGACACAGGCGACCGGAAACCCCGGGUCACACACAUUAUGAUCCGCUACCAGCCAGAUGGGAAAUACGACGUGGGAGGUGGUGAGCGAUUUGGCACCCUCACAGAUCUGGUGGAACACUAUAAGAAAAAUCCCAUGGUAGAGAAGUCCGGAGCAGUCGUACACCUGAAACAGCCCUUUAACGCCACCCGAAUCAACGCGGCCAACAUUGAGAACCGGGUUAAAGAGCUGAACAAGAUGGCAGAUCACAGCGAGAAAGCCAAGCAAGGUUUCUGGGAGGAGUUUGAGAUGCUGCAACAGCAAGAAUGCAAGCUUCUCUAUCCCAGGAAGGAGGGGCAGCGUGCUGAGAACAAGGCGAAGAAUCGCUACAAGAACAUCCUUCCCUUUGACACGACACGGGUAGCUCUCCGAGACAUGGACGAGAGCGUUGCGGGUUCCGAUUACAUCAACGCCAAUUAUAUUAAGAACAUUCAGGAGGACGGGAGAAGCUCCGAGCACGGCAAGGUCUACAUCGCCACCCAGGGUUGCCUCCAGACGACAGCCAGCGACUUUUGGGCGAUGGUGUACCAAGAGAACACCCACGUCAUCGUCAUGACGACCAAGGAAGUGGAGCGGGGCCGGAAUAAAUGUUUCCGCUACUGGCCGGAUAAGAACUGUGCCAAGGAAUACAGCUGCAUCAGCGUACGGAAUAUCGGUGAGCAUGAAACGCAGGGCUACCACGUCCGAGAGCUGGAAAUUGCCCGGUUGGACAGGGAGGAGCGUCCCAGACAGAUCAAGCACUUCCAGUAUUUCAGCUGGCCGGACCACGGAGUCCCCAACGAGCCGGGAGGCGUCCUGAGCUUUCUCGACCAAGUCACCCGAGCUCAGAGGAGCGUCCCGGACCCUGGUCCAAUUGUCGUGCACUGCAGUGCCGGCAUAGGACGUACUGGUACUAUUAUAGUGAUUGAUAUCCUGGUGGACACCAUUCGUAGACAAGGCUUGGACUGCGACAUCGACAUUCCCAAGACCAUCCAGAUGGUGCGGAGGCAGCGCUCAGGAAUGGUGCAAACGGAAGCCCAGUAUAAGUUCGUCUACAUGGCAGUCCAGCAGUACAUCGGGACUGAACAGAAGCGGCUCGAAGAGGAACAGAGAAAUAUGAGGAAAGAGCGAGAAUACUUGAAUAUCCGAUACGCACCAAUGGAGAAACCCAGAGCCAAAGCCUGUCCUCCUUCACCGAUGGCCCAGAUGGGGGUUGAUGACGAAUCUGCCUCCGUGUAUGAAAAUCUUAACGUCAAAACCUCCAAAGUCUCCGGGCUGAAUAGCUCAGAAAGAUAGCAACUUCCGGAGACAGCAGACCACGCUAGCCAGAAGGACUUCAUGAAGGUUCGCUCUGCGUGUUUCCCAUGUGCUGUCAUCGUGUUUUCUCUUUUGCCACUUGACUGCGUCCCUCCAUCCCCCAAGCACCUUGGAUUCAGUACUGGAAACCGAAAAGACCCCCAUCCACUUGGAGGGUGGAGCAUCUACGUUUCAGGGACAAAUUUUGGCCUAACUUAUUCACGCAAGAGACAUUUCCGUCUUGUGUUGGUUUCCCCCUUGGCUGGGAGUGUGUAUCUACAAGUGCCUCUCAGAUGUUUAUUCUAGAGUAUACAAAUCUUAAACUUUGAAGGGUUUUAUAUAAAAGAAAAGACUAUGGUAA